Molecule: messenger RNA, 2001 nt
Organism: Cuscuta epithymum
Lineage: Eukaryota; Viridiplantae; Streptophyta; Magnoliopsida; Solanales; Convolvulaceae
Source: the annotation of a GenBank genome assembly
GCCACACAAAUUUUGCCUAAUUUGGUAUGGGACAAUCUUAGUGGGACGGACCGAAAAAGUAAAAUGGGACCAUCUUAGCGGGACAGGGGUAAUAUCAUUUAAAUGUUUCAGCCUACCCCAACAUGAAAUCCUGAAUCCGCCCCUGAACACGUAUUUCUUUUCAAAAAAGGAAAUGUGUCACUUUUAGGACAACCUAAAAUGUACUUAAAUGACUAAUGAACAUGUCUCCUCCUACAUCAUUCGCUUAAUAUGUCUUGCACGCUUGAAGCUAAAACAUCCCUGCCAUCACUAUCAAAUUCCAAGUCUGAGUUAUCACCACCGUGUGGUAAGUCCAUCAUCCUUUCAUUUUUGGCGACUUUAUAUCUUCGUAAUGAUUCUCACAUUCAGAACCUUUUUUUUUUCAUUUCAGUAGCUUCAUUCACGUUUAUUUCAGCAUCCUCAUUAUCGCUCCAAUCAAAUUGCUCAUUACCUUAAUCUUCACAUCGGCUCCAUGUAAUUUUAUAUCAAUGCACUUGCUGCAUGUCUAAUGAAUAGAUCGGUACCAAAUAUAGUCAUUCUGAAGGAGGAGUAUUAAGGGAAAACUAGGAUACUCUAUACUAAGUGGCAUCCAGUCAAUCUCAAAAUUUACAUUCUUCAAUCCAAGAACUGAACUUCACGGUCAUCAUAAAUGUUCAAAUGUUUUCUACCAGUCAUCACUUCUAUGAUUUCUAUCUUCUCAUCCUUUCAGGAAAAUGUUGGAUACAUGACAUAUCAAUCACAAAUUCAGUGCCUUAGUUUUCUCAAAAUUAACCAUAUCAAUCAUGCUAGUGUUCCGCAUUGAAAAUUCCAUGCCUAAGAGGAGAGGAAAUAUAAAUCAAUUUCUUAAGACGAGUAAACAAUUGUUAAGAACGAGUUCAAAGGGUGUGUUUAUCUGCACCAAUUUGGCUUCUCUGAUAUGUGUUGCUCUUCUUCUGACAAAAUGUGGCUAUGCUGGAAAUCUGAUGAAUACAAAUUACAAAGUGGGGAUUCUUCAUGAUAGUGAUCAGUUUAUUGUGUCCGAAAUUUCUCACCUUGCCACAAAUUUCAAGUUCACUUUCUCACCUACUUCACAUGAGGGCUCAAUCAAAUGGUUAUGGCUGAUGAUUUUGUAGGUAUCUUCCACCUUCUUUCUUGGAAGUUGCCAAGACACAUCUCACACCUUCUAGGAAGGAGCCAUCCAACAUUGAGGUACUACCACAUCCCUUCAUGGAAGGAAGUUGCUUGGAGAUAGCUAGGAACCUCUCUAGCAAUGGGAAUGGAAGUUUGGGUGCAACUUCCUCAUGUCACACUUGAUUUGUUGAUAUUUGUUCCCUCGCAAACUUCAUGUCCUUUUUAGAGCGGUAUCAAUAUGCUUCUGGACAGCUUGUAAAUUUAUCCAAAAGCACGUUUUUCAAAGGGGAGCAUGCUGGCUUAGGAAGGAGACUAGGCAUGGAAAAUGUCCUCAACAUGAACUGUACUAGGUUGCCUCUAAAAUACCUAGGUAUUGAGCUUCACCAUGAGAUUACGAGGGCUAUUCAUUGCAACGAUCUCCUUGCCAAAAUUGACUCUAAGGGAGUGUUUGCAACUGCUUCUGCUUUUUAAAAAGUGCUUUUUUUGAUGAAGUUUGGAAAAGUGAUUGUGUAAAAAAGUUGAUAGUGUUUGGAAAAAAAGUGAUUAUGUAAAAAAGUGUUGAAGUUGGAGUGUUUGGUAAAAAAGUGAUUAUUGAUGUAGUUUUUAUUAAUGUACAAAAAUGCCCCUCUAUGAUUGCACCUUUGUGACUUGAUUCGUUUCAUCCGUGGCCUGAUUCCACGCACGUAACUCCCCUGCGAAAAUGUCAGACUCCAAGAAGCAAAGAGGGGAGGGCAUUAAUGUGACACAACAAAUAUGAACAAUAUAAAUGCCCCCUUAGUUCUCAUGAAUUACCAAAUUACCAAGAUUAAUUUUAAUAAUUGCUUCUAGCUUCUGGGAUGAAUGAACGGAGAAGUGGUCUGCUGCAAACAUCGG